Molecule: messenger RNA, 3398 nt
Organism: Balaenoptera ricei (Rice's whale)
Lineage: Eukaryota; Metazoa; Chordata; Mammalia; Artiodactyla; Balaenopteridae
Product: zinc finger protein OZF-like
Exons: 4
Coding region: 1102-3054 (650 amino acids)
Source: RefSeq, a predicted model, not a curated record
GAACUAGAUUGUUUUAAGAUAUGCACGUCCUGCACUGUGAAGGACAGGGAAUAUCUGCCUCAGCACAAGAGAAACUCCAAAGUGAGCAGCAUUGUUUCUGUAGGGCCAGUGUUCUGAGAGUCUUGCUUUCCUGUGGUAAUAGCCAUGAGGAAUCUGUUCCCAAUACACCACGGUCUGCACAGUGGGACAAGGACAACUUUACAGUUCUGGCUGGUUUUUCAAAAUUCCAGCACCCCACUUCAUAUGUUGAUUCUCCUUUUUGUGUCUGCCACUCCCUUUAUUAUUCCCAACUCUGUGUUGCUGACUAAAGCAGCAACUCACUGAGGAACCUCCCUCAGAGCAGUGAGCUCACCUACUUUGAUCGCCCUCUCUUCCAACUCUUCCACAGUAGAACCUCUUCCAUCAUUUAAUCCUCUUCUGCCUUUAGGGUCAUGCAUUCUCGCAAAUUUCCACUGCCUUCUGGCCCAAGCUCUUUGCCUUAACAGCUCCCACUUUUCAAACAUCACUGUUUUCUGUGUUUCUUCCUGGUUUCAGUAUAUUCACGGGAUCCUAAGGCUAGCUAUCAUGUUCCUUCCUGAGAAGGAGAGGGUUCUGGGCACAGAGGAGAUGAAAGCACCCAGGAGAAGGGCAGAGGGGAGACAAACAGGUAGCGAUGCUGACUGCCAACGGCCUACUUCCCCGGAACGCUCUUUAUGGAAGAGAGCAAUCAUUUUUCUUCUCUGUUGUCAUCUAGCACUCCUCCCCUACAUUUUCAGUUAAGAGAUCCUGCCGGGUUGGCAAGAAGCGAGCGUCCGAAACUUUUUUUUUUUAAUUUCAGAGAUCCAGGAACUGGGUUUAGUGUUGUCAAAGCACAGUUCCUGCUUUCACCGCCUUUAGUCCCGAACUGCUCGAACUGAACACGCAGCAUACCCGGCCGAAGGGUAACUAGGAGACGCUGCGCACGUGGGCGGAGGCGGGUCGUGGGCGCGCGCUCAGGGGCGUGACCUCCUGGAGACGCCGGAAGCCGGCGCGCCUGAGCGUCCGGUUCCGGGAGCCGCACUUCUGCGUCCCUGUCAGGGUGCCCUCAGGAGCCUCCAGUUGAAACUCCAGCAGAAGCCAGGCAUGAUGGCUGUGGACACAAGAAAGUCUGCUGGCCAGCUGUUCCAAGCCCCAUGGGGUCAGCAGGGGCCUGUGAUGGUAAAAGUGAAGUUGGAGGAAGAGCACCCCAGGAAUCAGGGUCUCAGCCUUCCAGAGAACCAGCCUCCUGCCUGGGAGAUCUUCAGGCAGCAGUUUAGACACUUCUGCUACCAGGAUUCCCUUGGUCCCCAAGAAGCACUGAGCCGGCUCCGGGAGCUCUGCCAUCAGUGGCUCAGGCCAGAGACACAUACCAAGGAGCAGAUCCUGGAGCUGCUGGUGCUGGAGCAGUUCCUCUCCAUCCUGCCCCUGGAGCUCCAGGCCCGGCUGCAGGAACAUCAUCCAGAGAGUGGGGAGGAGGUGGUGACCAUGCUGGAGAAUCUGGAAAGAAAGAGAAAUCUUUCAGCCUGUGCUCUGGAACAGAAGAUCCUUUUGCAGACAGUGACACGUAAGACACUAGAUGAAGAAUCUUCAUGUACCCGAGUUCAGCCUCCAGCAGUCCAGUUCAAGGGCAAAGGACCUGAGCCCCACCCAUCAGAGGAAAGAGAUGGUGGUGUGAGGACUGAGAACCUGACAUUAGAAGUGAAGCAGGAACCUUAUGAAGAAACAUUAUGGUGUAGGGAGGGGUCUGAUGGACAUCAUGAAACCGUGUGUCAGCAUGCCACAUACAGAGGAGACAGUGAGCCUAGUGGAAGUUUGGAGUUGCAGGAUGGGGAUACCACAGGUGAAAAAACAUAUGACUGUGAUGAAUGUAGGAAAACCUUCACUUGGAUAAGAGGCCUUCAGAUGCAUAGGAGGAUCCACAUUGGGAAGAAACCAUAUUCCAGUACAGAAUAUGGAAAGGCCUUCAUCAGACGUGCAGAACUUACCCAGCAUCAGGGGCUUCAAAGCAAGGGAAAACCUUAUCAGUGUAAAGAGUGUGGCAAAGGCUUCAGUCAGAAAGCAGGCCUCUCCCAACAUGUCAAAAUCCACACUGGAGAAAAGCCCCAUCAAUGUAAUAAAUGUGGCAAAUUUUUUAGUCAGAGAUCGGUUCUUACAAAGCAUCAAAGUCUCCACACUGGAAAGAAACCUUUUGAAUGUAUAUAUUGUGGGAAAACCUUCUGCCAUAGUGCAGACCUCACUGAACAUAAGCAAUUCCACAACAAAGAGAAGCCUUAUGAAUGUAAUGAAUGUGGGAAAACCUUCAGGCAGCGUUCAAAUCUUACUGAGCAUCAGCGAAUUCACAGUAAAGAAAAACUCUAUGAAUGUAAAGUAUGUGGAAAAGCCUUCGCUCAGUAUGCAGGACUUAACCAACACCGGAGAAUCCACACUGGAGAGAAACCUUUUGAAUGUCCUGUAUGUGGACGAGCCUUUAGCCGGAGCUCAGAACUUAUAAUACAUCACAGAAUUCACUCAGGGGAAAAACCCUAUGAAUGUGCCGAGUGUGGAAAAACCUUUAGAGUGAACUCAACCCUGGUCAUACAUCAGAGAAGUCACACUGGGGAGAAGCCCUAUAAAUGUGAUGAGUGUGGUGAAGCCUUCAGUCAACACUCAGGCCUCAACAAACACAAGUUAGGAGGGAAGCACAGAAACCCUCCUAAACCGAGAAAAUAUACGUGUGAUGUAUGUGGGAAGACCUUUACGCAGUUAACUGGCCUGAGGAACCACAAAAGAAUCCACACUGGGGAUAAGACCUACCAAUGUCCUGAGUGUGGCAAGGCCUUCACAAGGGGAGAGCAUCUUAUUGAACAUCAGGGGAUUCACAACAAGGAGAAGCCUUAUCAAUGUAAAGAAUGUGGCAAAGCCUUCAGUCAGAAGACAGGUCUUAGUCAUCAUCUCAAAAUCCACACAGUAGAGAAACCUUUCAAAUGUUCUGAAUGUGGGCGAGCCUUCAGCUGUAAGUCAAAUCUCAAUAAACAUAAGAGAGUCCACUCUGAGGAAAAAUCCUAUACAUGUAAAUAGCGUGGGAAGGCAUACAAGCAGAGAGCAAUGCUGAUGCAACAUCAGAGAGGCCACAUCCUACUAAGCCCCAGCAGUGGUGAAUGAGGUGAAGCCUGCAGUAGAAGCUCAGUUCUGAUUAAGCACCAGAGAAUCCGCUAAAAUGACUCCUUGCCAAGGUGUUUGGUGACAACUUCAAGUAGAAUUCAGAAUUUUUUUAAAUUGAGAUAAAAUGUCUCCUGAACUUCCUUAUUUAAAGAACGUCAGAGAUAACACAUUGAAAAGUUGUUUAAAGGUCAUAAAUACUGGAAGAGUUGAGAUUUUGGAAAAAUAAACAUCAACAAGAAAUUUACCUGUGAUUACCUUUG